Patiria miniata (bat star) is the source of this 4451-nucleotide messenger RNA. RefSeq names its product metabotropic glutamate receptor-like. The record is from RefSeq and is a predicted model, not a curated record. The transcript is spliced from 6 exons. The coding region runs from base 1391 to 4177 and encodes 928 amino acids. NCBI's taxonomy places the organism in Eukaryota, Metazoa, Echinodermata, Asteroidea, Valvatida, Asterinidae. Gene Ontology annotation, biological process: G protein-coupled glutamate receptor signaling pathway; regulation of synaptic transmission, glutamatergic. Gene Ontology annotation, molecular function: group II metabotropic glutamate receptor activity. Gene Ontology annotation, cellular component: membrane.
GGGGGAGGAGUAAGUGUCUUGGAUAAUUUUUCGUUAACAAGAAUAAUUUCGUAAAUAGGAUAGAUAAUUAAUGUUUCAAUUAAUGUGUACGUUGGUACACAUUCGUUGAAAGGCUACACGUGCGGUUCAGCGUUAUUUUCUUUCAAAUCAUAAAGAAACCCCAUCCCAACCAUCCCCAUAUGAUAUAAGCCAUUCAAUAAUACGGAGAUUUCUAGCAGCACAGCGAAAGUCAUUACGAACGGUUGCCGUCUGUGCUUCUACGCACGACUAGCAACGCACGGAGGACCCAGCCUCAUGUACGCCACAAAAGGAACACCAAUAAUUUCAAUGCUUCCAGACCAAUAUAACAGCUGUAUAUGUCCCUAAUUGCCUGUUUUGGAUAUAGCUGUGUUUCUAACGUCCUUCCACUCAUAUGAUAGCCCAGACCUCUUGAGUCUUUCGACAUACCAAAUUGGCAAUUAUUUACCUACUUACGGCCGGGCGUACCGCUGUCAUAACGUUGUCACCAGGUAAGAUAAUAUCGCUUGGGCAAACUUACCAGUGCUAAAGGUCGGUGCUGAUCUUGAUUUAGACAGAGAGGAAAAAUAACGACGGCGCUACACAAAUUAUGUCCGGUCGUAAACUGGGAAAUUAAACCCACUCUGUCGUCCCGAGAACUUUGCUUCGGUAGCCUGGGACUGAGCCAUCUUCUUUAAUGCAAACAUCUUCACUGCGCGUUCGCUACGGGUGGAGAUCAGGGGGUGGGUUCCAGGCUGGAUUCGUGUUUCCAAAUUGCAUUCCGUGUGUACCAACUGAGUACCACUGAUAUUUGUUUUCUUCCUGGAGUGGUUUGUGUCGUCGUUAGGAUGUUUUCCUCCGAAGAAACGGCGUUCUUAAAGUGAAGACACUGAUGGACUUGACCGUAGGACUCUGCUGACACUAAACUGGAAGAAUGUCGUAGCGAUGUGCAGUUUUAAGAACGAGUUUUGUAACUUGUUUCGCGGUGAAAUAAAGAUGAAUGUUGCCGUGUGAUCGAAUUGGUUUUGCCCGUAGCUAGAUACAUCAGCGGUGAGGAGACAAUUGUGGUGGGUAAUCUGGCAGUUAUCAACCCGCUCCGGUGAUGAUGUGCUUGCGUGUCUGGUUUGACGUUCCGUAUGUUUCAAAGUUGUAAGAAUCAGCAGAUGUUGCGAAUAAACUGUUCCAAGUAGUUUGCAACGUUCACGCGGGGUUUACUCCACAUCUUUUUCAUCGCCCGUAGAGCUCAGAAACUCACAUCGACUGGACGAGAAGUGGGAGAACGGACAAGACGUGGACAAGAAGAUUACGGGAGCAACUACCUGAGUAUUUAUUCUUUAGAACCUGUAUUUUGUUCAUCCAUAAGACUUGAGGAAAGGUGGAUACUAUCGGAACCAUGACAGCUUUGGUAAAGUCGGCUUGUGUUAUGUCCAUCCUCUUCGUUUCAAUGACCCUUUCGUUUCAUGUGCCGGCGGACGUGGACGCUGCUACCGGUCACCAGAGCGGCGAGGCCGAUCGAGUUUACUUCCAAGACGGGGAUGUUAUCUUAGGCGGUGUCUUCCCCCUGCACAGCUACGACGAGGGUAAGCGAGCGUGCAGCAUCAUCCGUGAGGUGAGGGCCCUGAAGCUGGUGGAGGCUAUGGUGUACGCGGUGGGACGAAUCAACAACAGCACCGACCUAUUGCCGGGGAUUCAGCUGGGCUUCGAGAUCUACGAUUCCUGCUACAGUGACAUCUGGACGUUGAAGAAGGCUCUCAACUUCUUGCCACCGGAUCAGAAGCGGGCAUGCAAGGGGUCCUGGGGGUCAGGGGAAGAGCGGGUCGGGACUGGUGACCUGACUUGCCUUCAUCAGAAGAGAAUUGCCGGGGUGGUAGGGUCACAGAGAAGUCAAAGUAGCAUCGAGCUGGCCCUUCUGCUUGGCUUGUAUCAUAUACCUCAGGUGAGCUACCUGUCGACCCUGGACAGUCUCAGCGAGGUGAAUUAUCCUUACUUUCUUCGGGUCGUACCAUCAGAUCGGCACCAGGUGAACGCCAUUAUGGAUCUGGUCCAGCACUACGGCUGGACCUACGUUUCGCUUCUCUUCUCCGAUGACGAGUACGGGGAGAACGGUUACUACGAGUUCACGCGCCAGGCCGCCGACCACAACGUCUGUCUGGCUUACACCAAAGAAAUAUCUUUCAUUUUUCCCGACACGUAUUUCGACGACAUCGUCGCCGACAUGCGGCGCGAGCCUUUCAACCGUGCCGUCGUCGUGGUCCUGUUCGCCCAUCUGUUCGAGGCCAGGAAGCUGCUGGAGGCGGUGGAGAGGGGAGGGGCCGUAGGGGAGUUCACCUUCAUCGCCAGCGAUGGCAUCGGGAACUUCGGCCGGAAAGGGCUGGACGGACUUGAAAAAGCCGCUCUCGGUAUGAUCACAAUGGUUCCGUAUUCCCAGCGCUUUGCCGAUUUCAACGAUUUCUUCAUACGAAAUCUGUCGCCGAAUAACAGCAACCCAUGGGCCGCGGAGUACAUGGACGCCUACACGUGGUGUGAAUUUCUGACUGGCAAUAUCUGCGCCGUCAACCGGACUGACUCGAUCUCACCCCACGAGACACUGGUUAUAGACAGCGUGUACGCCUUUGCCUAUGCCCUGGAUAGUAUGCUGAGCAAGCAGUGCGGGAGUGAACAGGAUUGGGGCAGUUGCACUGCUAUCGACAAUAUCGACGGUCAAGUGUUGCUGUCGUACUUGAAGCAGACGGAUUAUCAGAGUUUGUCGAACGGCCAUGUGACGUUCGACAACAACGGCGACGGUAUCCCGAGGUACAAAAUACGAAACCUCAACAACGAACUCUUUGGAUGGCCGACUUUUGUCGACGUCGGUUCUUGGCGUGAGUACGACGACGUGAUAGACAUCAACAACGACGUUCGGUUUUACACCAAGGAUGUCGGCGGGUCGGUGGGCGGGGUACCGAGCUCGGUCUGCAGUGAGCCGUGCCCGGUCGGCUCCAGGAAGCAUUUCUUCGAGGACGAGGUGAAGUGCUGUUGGCUGUGCGUGGAGUGUGAGGCAAAUGCCACCGUCGUCAAAGAUGACACCGAGUGUCGCGAGUGUGUCCCUCCGGAGUGGCCGGACGCCAAUCGCACCGAGUGCGUCCCGGUCGCCGCGUCCUUCAUGUCCUGGGGAAGCGUGGAAGGGACGGUGGUUAACAUUAUGGUGUCAGUGGGGGUCUUGGAAGCUCUGCUGGUCCUCGUGUUCUACUUCCCUCAGCUCAGACGCCGUAUCGUCCGGAGAUCCGAUCCCAUGCUUUGUAUGUUCAUCCACCUUGGAGUCUGCUUCCUGCUUGUGGCUGCACUCUCAACCACCUUCGAGCCUACGCCGGCAAUGUGCGUGUUGAUGCGCAUGGGUCCGUCCGUCGCCUACUCGCUGAUCUUUGUCCCUUUCGCGAUGAAGAGCGCCCGGCUGUAUCGAGUGUUCAUCAAAGCACGAGACACCGACUCCGAGGAGGAGGCGGAUCUGUGGGGCAUCAAGAGACAGCUGCUCAUCUUGGCAAUCAUCUGGAUCAUAGAGGUUGGUGUAAGUCUGGCGUGGAUCCUAGUGUUUCCGCCGGAGGUAAGCUACACCUUCGUCCCGAUAGACCAGCCGACAGGGGGCGCUCUUGCCGUCACCCUCUUGAUCACGUGCAACUUCAAGUUGCACGAGACAAUCACGGAGAUGUGUUUCGGCGUGUUUUUCCUCCUGGUGGCGGUCACGCUGAGUUUGCUGGCCCGCGCGCUCCCUGACAACUACCACGAGGCCCGCUUCUGUGUCUUCGCCUCAGCGGGUUCGCUGCUCGUCUUCACGGGGGCCUACGCGGCUGACUUCGGCACCUCCCAGUCCGGGGCGUCCUUCCUGCCCAUCAUGUACCGUGCCCUGGGGAUGCUCACUACCUCCAUCCUCAUCAUGACGUGUCUCUUUGCUCCCAAGAUGUACGUCAUCUACUUCGUCCGUGGCAACAUCGACGAGGUGAUGCUCAAGAAGCGACAGAGCGUGGCCAAUAUGGCGGCGUACCGCACGCGUGCGUCCACGGUGAGCACGGUACCAGCGAUGAACGGGGGGCCAGCGGGACGACGACGCAGCCGAGUUAGGAGCACGAGAAGUAGCAGCGAACCAGCAUCCUCGUCCGGGGAUCAUGGAAUUCAGUUAAAGGCAAUUUCAACGUCUAUCAUCUAAUACAUAAUUGUUUGCUUAACUGUGCAUGACGAUUUUAAUUUUUAUAAAAAUAUGGAGCCCUAGAAAAACUGGUUCCAGAAUGCACACAAUUAUAUUCAAUUGAUUCUGAAUGGCUAUUCACUGGAAGUCUAUUCAUGUAUCUGGUCUACACAAUGGGCCGAACACAGCCCUCUCAAAUUUCAUUGGCAUGAAGAGUAGUCCUUUACGAACGCACUGCCCGGCUCACCAGUCAUCAGUCAGUCAGUCAGUUAGGAAAAAAAGUAGGCUGGCCCUC